Sinocyclocheilus rhinocerous is the source of this 3121-nucleotide messenger RNA. Its product is annotated as protein FAM83E-like. The transcript has 10 exons. Gene Ontology annotation, molecular function: protein kinase binding. The record is from RefSeq and is a predicted model, not a curated record. Gene Ontology annotation, biological process: signal transduction. The coding region runs from base 797 to 2644 and encodes 615 amino acids. Lineage: Eukaryota; Metazoa; Chordata; Actinopteri; Cypriniformes; Cyprinidae.
ACUUCUUCUUCCCUGCACGUGUCUAAACAUCUAGUAUAUUUCUUGUAACCUCAUGUCCACCCAACCAGAGGUGUGUGAUGUGAAAAGAGACCACUAGGCAGGUGUUGAGUUCCAGCCUCGCCCCCUUUUGACUGUAGCUGGGAGGGAAGGAAGGUCUCAAUCUCUGCUCCCCGGAGAAGACUGGCUCGGCUGGUAGAACCAGUCACGAUAGCGAGCCGGCGACAGGGACGUGUUUACUAAAGACACAACAAGGACAGAAAUCUAAUAUCGGACUUGGGCCGAGGGAGACCAGAACAUGUUUUGGGGAUGGUUUGCUGAUGAUAUGCUGACUCAAGACGUGGAUUUGGGCGAAAGCUAAAAAUGGGCAGAUCGCAGUGAUGACUAGUUGCUCACAUUGGCUGGUGACGGGGAGUAAUUUAACACCAGACAGAGAGGCCAUUUAGAAUGGGAGGAGAUAGCAGUGAUAUGUCAGAACUUGACGGAAAGAGUCAAUGGACUGAGGGUGUGUGAGUGAGACAGACGGUCUGUAUUCCAGGUCAUUUCAAAGCUCUCCAAAUCUUCCCAGGACGAUAGCAACAAUUCCACCAUGAAGUAUCCAGCUUUUCUAUUGACUCUUGGUGUUUAAAAAGAGUUAAAUAUCUUCAACACAACCUCAAAUAUCUGAAUAAUUCACCAACCUCCUCCUCCAAGUAACUUAGAACAGCUGCCAUUUGUUGUUUACAUAUCAACAUGUAAUUUUCCACAGUCAAUUCCCUUGUAGUAGAAGGAUAUCUCCAACCGUCGUCAGGCUCCAAUCAUGUCAAACUCUCAAGAGCAGAGCCUCAACGAGAACAUCAUCUUCGCUCCACUGACAGAUUCCAAUCCGGACUUCUUGUACUGCGAGGAGGAGCGCUAUUGUGUGGAAAGCCUAGUGAGCUCCGGUCAUGAGGCUUUCCACACCAAACUCCACCAAGAACAAAUCGGAUCGUUCCUGUCCCCUGGCGAGGUGAACCAGAUCUCCGGCUGGGCCGAGGACUAUCAUCAAAGCGAUGCAAACCAGGAGGAUGGAAAUGGUGAAGUGGAGGUCGGUUCUGAUGGGGAGGACUUCUCUGGACAUUAUUUUCCCACAGAGUCCGACACUCCGGCGCCAUGCUUGGAACUGGGAUGGCCGGAAAAGACAAUCUGGAUGGACAUGGGACAGAUUCACGUCUACACCAACCCUCCUGCAGAGCAGACGCCCACCAUACGGGAAAUCCUCAGGAGUCACCUACAAGGAGCCACUAAGCUGAUUGCUGUUGUUACAGAUAAAUUGUCGGACAGCGCCGUGAUUGGUGACCUCCAAAACGCUGCAUCACGGGGGGUUCCUGUGUACAUCAUCCUCAACAAAAGAUCCGUGGAAGAGAACUGCUUUUUGCACCGGCUUCAACAUCCAAAUAUCAUGGUGCGCAUUCUUGGAGGUAAAACGUACCUGACGCGCGACACUAAGAUGGUGGUCGGAGAACUGAAGGACAACUUUGUGUUGGUGGAUCUGGAGACGGUGAUUUUUGGGAGCUACAGUCUUAGCUGGAGCGAUGCUCACCUGCACCGUCAGCUCGUCACAGUCUUCAGCGGCCGCGUGGUUGAAUCUUUCGAUUGUGAGUUUAGGAUCCUCUACGCUGCCUCGCUCCCAAUCCCGGAAGCGUGGAAAACUGGAAAACCAGCUACCGAGCCCAAAACAUUUAAAAAACUACAGCCAUUGAACAUUAAUAAAGUCGAACUCACAGAGUUCGUCUCUAGUCCUCCACCUCCACCUAUCGACAGGCCCCUGGACUGGGAGGCGAUGGGGGUCAUCCAGAGAUUCCCGGACAGCCCUCUUAGUCCACCUUAUGCUGCUGAGGUGCCCUUUCAUCAUCGACACCUCCUGGACGGUCAUCCGGGAAGAUGGGAGCCUCCCUACAAUGACUUUAACAGCAGACUUGUACAAGGGUAUCCAGAGGACGGCAAGUUUAGUUCAAUGUUUCUGUCAGAUAUAAGGCAUCCAGAAUAUCAAAGACCAAGGCGACAUUACUCUCCAGGAGAUAUGCAUUGCAAUGAGGUGGUGAACAGGCCUCUGCAGAUUCCUGACAGAAUCACGUAUCCUCUACUGAAUGCGGAAAGUGAGGAGAGGUUUCCUGUGUACAAAUCUCGCGCUCACCGAAUGGACAUGACAUCGGAGGAAGAGCUCGGAGCCUCUGGGAGACGAGAGCCUUACCUGAGGAGGGACAGAGUUUUAGGAGAUACGACGAACCCUGAAGGAACCACACAAGCUAAUUUUAAGCCGUCAGAACUGUCACGGAGCAAGACUUUCAGCACUUUGAGCGACAUUCUUAAGCGGGUCAAUGCACGUGCGAGUUCCUCAGGACAGCAGAGGACAGACAACCCGGCGCCAGGCGUCAGCAAAUCCACACUGGACCUCAAUUUACAGCGUUCAGACACGGCAUCAAACGCUCGAACCACCAACUGUGAUAAUCUGCCCCUGACUCCAGCUCUGGCACUUAUGAAAAAGAGAAAUGAUGAGAUUAAAUCGGGACUGUUGAGGAGCAUGCCCAGUGUGUUCACACCGGGACUCAGAACUCCCAACUUUGGCCUGCAGAGGGAGACAUGGAGGUCUCCGUUCAGAAGCCAUAGAAGUGAGGAGGAGCACUGAUCUUAUGCAGGAAACCCCAGACAAUGACAUCAACAGUGUUACAAUAAUUCCCACAUAUUUAAAUAUGUAAAUGUCACUGUAAUAAACAGGGCUGCAGGUAAAAGGGGAUUUUCCUGCUUACAGAGAAUAAAUAUUUAUCAGCAGUGAUGUUACAUUUGAAAAAUAAGGCUAUUAAUACAUGCCUGAUUUAAAUGUGUUAUUGAAAGAUGGGAUGGACUGUCUUUGAAUUUUAAAGGCCAAAUGUGUAUACUGCCUACCGUUUAACAUUUUAACUAGAUUUAUAAAUUAAGAAUUUUAGAGGCUAGCUCGUUUUAUUUAAAUAUGCUGUGUUUAAAGUCAGCAUGAAAUUGUUUGCAGUUCAUUUUACUUUUGUACAUCCAUUGGUCAAAAAAGGAAAGUUGUUUCAGAGGUUAUUCAUUUUGCUGAUUGUUUUUCCCUUUGGAAUAAUAUGCACUGAUGAAUCAUUCAAAAUAAGAU